Molecule: messenger RNA, 712 nt
Organism: Arabidopsis arenosa
Lineage: Eukaryota; Viridiplantae; Streptophyta; Magnoliopsida; Brassicales; Brassicaceae
Source: the annotation of a GenBank genome assembly
AAUUUCUUGAUUAAAAAAAAAGAAGACACAAGUCAAAGAUCAAAUCAACAAGAUGGGAGUUGGAGGAACGUUGGAGUAUAUAUCAGAGCUAAUAGGGAAUGGAGGAAGCCAUAGUUAUGGAAAGAGGAAGAAGAAGAAGCAGUUUCAAACAGUAGAGCUCAAAGUUAGAAUGGAUUGUGAUGGUUGUGUCCUCAAAAUCAAAAACUCUCUUUCUUCUCUAAAAGGAGUGAAAACAGUGGAGAUAAACAAGAAGCAACAGAAGGUGACAGUGAGUGGCUAUGCGGAUGCGAGCAAGGUGCUGAAGAAGGCUAAAGCGACGGGGAAGAAAGCCGAGAUAUGGCCGUAUGUACCGUACAACUUGGUGGCUCAGCCGUACAUAGCUCAGGCUUAUGAUAAGAAAGCACCGCCUGGUUACGUCAGAAAAGUGGACCCAAACGUCACCACCGGGACAAUGGCUGUUUACUACGAUGACCCUUCUUAUACUUCUUUGUUUAGUGAUGAUAAUCCUAACGCUUGCUCCAUUAUGUAGUUUGUUUAAUUAGAUAGUUAAUAAAGGGAUUUAUAUCCUAUGCGGAUAAUAUAUGUGUAACAAGGGUUAUAAAUUUUGGUGUUUGUUGUCUUUUUAGUUCAUGAUUUUGUCUUCUUUUGCAUGUGCUUUUUCUUGGUGUUACAAGUGAAUGUUUAUUAAUGUUAAUAAAUAUCUAUUAUAUUA